Messenger RNA from Microthlaspi erraticum, 2943 nucleotides. NCBI's taxonomy places the organism in Eukaryota, Viridiplantae, Streptophyta, Magnoliopsida, Brassicales, Brassicaceae. The record is from the annotation of a GenBank genome assembly.
AUGGCGGAAGCUCUCGAUCCUUAUCCAUUUCCUUCCAAUCUCCAUGUGGCUAGUUCUGUUACUUUAAAGCUCAAUGAGACUAAUUAUCUUCUCUGGAAGACACAAUUUGAAGCUCUGCUCCGUAGCCAGAAGCUUCUGGGUUUCGUUAAUGGCCAAGUAAGUGCUCCUCCAGCUACUGUUACCACUGUUGUGGAUGGUGGUGUUGUUGUUUCACCAAAUCCAGCGUUUGAAGCUUGGAAUUGCACAGAUCAAUUGAUUAAGUCUUGGAUUUUUGGUACUCUCACGGAAGAAGUCCUCGGAUAUGUUCACGGUCUAGCCACGUCUCAAGAUGUUUGGAUGUUUUUGGCUGAUAACUUCAAUAAAAGCUCUGUUGCUCGUGAAUUUGAUCUUCGUCGUCGUCUCCAAUUACUUUCCACUAAGGGAAAAGAUUUUCUUGUCUACUGUAGUGAGUUCCGCACUAUUUGUGACCAACUUAGUGCUAUUGGAAAACCAGUUGAAGAAUCUAUGAAGAUCUUCACUUUUCUAAACGGGUUGUCUCGAGAAUUUGAUCCCAUCUCCACUGUUCUUCAGAGUUCUAUGUCCCGCUAUCCGCCACCUACGUUCAAUGAUGUGGUCUCUGAAGUCUCCGGAUUUCACACACGGCUUCAGUCUUAUGAGACUCCGGAAGAAGUUACUCCGUUUACUGCAUUUCAAGUCCAAAAAUCAAACUAUUCUCACUCUGGACAACGUGGUCGUGGUCACUCGUCAUCUCGAUACGGCAAUCGCGGUCGUGGUGGUUUUUCUACACGAGGCAGAGGAUUCUCACAACAAGUCAACUCCUCUGGAUGGAAUCAGUCACAGUCUUCUGACGAAAACCACAACAACCACCCUGUGUGUCAAAUUUGUGGUCGAAUUGGACACACCGCAUUGAAAUGUUGGAACAGAUUUGAUCAUGCCUAUCAGAGUGAUGAUGUUCCUAAAGCUCUUGCUGCUCUCCACAUUUCGGAUGAUUCAGGGAAGUAUCCUGAUUCAGGUGCCACAGCUCACAUCACUGCCGCAGCUUCUUCUCUUCAGAAUCCAACUCCUUAUCAUGGACCUGACACAGUUCUAGUUGGAAAUGAGAAUCAGCUUCCCAUAACACAUGUUGGGUCAACCGUCAUCACCACUUCUCAAGGUAGUAUUCCUUUACAUGAUGUUCUGGUUUGUCCAUCAAUCCAGAAAUCUUUAUUAUCUAUUUCAAAAUUAUGUGAUGACUAUCCUUGUGGAGUGUUUUUUUAUGCUAAUUGGGUAUAUGUAAUUGACUUACAAACUCAGAAAGUGGUGACUAAAGGACCUCGGCAUAAUAAUCUUUAUGUGUUGAAGAACUCGGAUUUUGUGGCCUUUUACUCAAAUCGACAGGUGGUUGCUAGUGAAGUGGUGUGGCAUAGACGUCUUGGUCAUGCAAAUCCUCAAGUUCUUCAACACUUACAGAGUAGCAAGAUGAUUAAUACUAAUAAGAGUAGCACGUCCACCGUAUGUGAGUCGUGCCAGAUGGGAAAGAGUUCGAGAUUACCGUUUUUUGCUUCUUUAUCUAAUGCUUUGGUACCUCUUGAUAGAAUCCAUUGUGAUUUAUGGGGACCGUCGCCUAUUGUAUCAAAUCAAGGUUUCAAGUACUAUGUUGUCUUUGUGGAUGAUUUUUCUCGAUAUUCAUGGCUGUUUCCGCUCAAAGAAAAGUCUGAUUUUUACCAAGUCUUUGUUGCCUUUCAUAAGCAAGUUGAGAAUCAAUACGGCAAGAAAAUCAGAGUAUUUCAGAGCGACGGCGGUGGUCAGUUCACAAGUAAUGUGUUCCGAAAAUAUUUGAUAGAUCACGGGAUUCGGCAUCAGUUAUCGUGUCCUUCGACACCUCAACAAAACGGUCUAGCGGAACGCAAACAUCGGCAUUUGACGGAACUUGCUCUCUCCAUGAUCUUUCAGAGUAAAACACCUUUUAAGUAUUGGGUGGAGGCCUUUUAUACGGCUAACUUUGUUAGCAAUUUGCUUCCAUCACCAUCUUUGCAAUUCAAAAGCCCAUAUGAAUUACUCACAGGACAGAAACCAGAUUAUUCGUUCCUUCGGGUGUUUGGAGCUGCUUGUUACCCAUGUCUUCGACCGUAUACUAAUCAUAAGUUUGAUUUGCGGUCUCUUCAGUGCAUUUUUCUGGGAUAUCAUGCUCAGUAUAAGGGAUAUGGGUGCUUGUAUCCUCCCACAGGACGCAUAUAUAUCUCCCGUCAUGUUAUAUUUGAUGAAGACAUUUUUCCUUUUGAGGAUCGUUAUCGAAACUUUGUGGAGCCUUAUACAACACCGCUGCUUAAAGCAUGGCAGUCAGCACCACCUCCACCUACUCUUCUUCCAUCGCUUCUUGUGGCUCCUUCCUCACGAGUUAGUGAAAAUGUUUUCCAGCCUAAUGACAAUGAAGAUGAUAAUAUUAUUCCAUCAUCUAUAGCUCCGUCCUCACCUUCUGAAGUCAUGCCUGAUGCAAAUAAUGAUCCAGUGCUUGAACCUGAAGUCGUUCUCCCUAUGGCCUCUAGUACGUCAUCGCAACGGACUCAUCGUAUGACAACACGACUCCAACGUGGGAUACGCAAACCGAACCCGCGUUAUUCUUUACUUACACGAGUAGACCUUCCAACUAUCCCAACCACAGUUGAAUCUGCUCUCCAACAUGAAGGGUGGACCAAUGCUAUGGGUGAAGAGAUGGAUUCCCAAAAUAAGGCUGGAACAUGGUCGUUGGUUCCCUUUAACCCUGAUAUGCAUGUUCUUGGUUGUCGGUGGAUUUUUACGGUGAAACUCAAGGCUGACGGUUCUCUUGACAAACUUAAAGCUCGGCUAGUGGCUAAAGGUUUUGCUCAAGAGGAAGGAGUAGAUUUUCUUGAAACAUAUAGCCCAGUGGUUAGAACGACAACCAUAUGGUGCUUGGAGUCGUUGUUGCCAAAAACUGGUCUAUAA